AGGUAGAAUGGUAGCAGAUGACGGGUGCAACCGACUCGUGUUUUGAUGCCUUGUUCAAUCAUAUAAAUAGCGUUAUUUUGUGCGUUUACUUUGUUCGGAAUCCUAUAGAUUUCUCGUAACCGUAACAGGGUGUCUUUGUCAGCGGUAAAUACCGAAUUAGUCGAGAUAUUUUGACGAUUUAACACCAUCAAAGCAUUCCUGGGUGUACUAGCUUCAUUUUGGUUUUGUCUACAGCCCGGUAAUGCUAUGAGCAAAGAAGAAAAGUCAUCACCCAGUCCUGGUGGCCAUGGACUCUUUGAUGCAACCAAUCACUUGCUUGGUCCACCCCCCAUCAGUGGGGACUCCACGUCAAGUCCAAGCCUUGUUUUCCCUCAUCUAGGCCAUCUACCUGCAUUUUCUCUGCUUUCCCCACCCCCGGGGUUCCCUCCUGCUGCCCUGUUCGGAUCACUAGGACUUGUUAACCCGCUUCACACCUUUGGCCAUGGCGCCAACCCAAUUACAGUUCCAGGGGUUGCAAACAACAAUUUUCCUUCAGGGGCCCUUGAGCGGCUCCUGGACACCGGCCACAGUGGCGCUGAAUGGUGGCGGUCGGCAUCUGAGCACGCCCGUCGACUGGCUGGUGGGACGGGGAUAGAGUAUUACGCCGGUAGCCUCGGAAAUAACCUGUCCCAGACGUUCACCACGCUCGAUGGGGGCCUUGAGCUCAGUCAGUCGGGGCUAGAGUUGCUCCUUAGGGCUCCAAAUGACCUAAACAGCAGUUCCCUCCUCUCUGGCGCCGUCAGACAAAUGGCUGAGCAUGCGGCGGCACUGGCAGCCCUGCAGUCUCAACACUCGAAGGCUGCCGUGAAGGUGUCGAGCCACUCCUAUCUCAACGGCAGCGCCCUGCACCUGGAGAAAUCGCCCAAACUCGUACAGAGGCGGAAACAGAAGUCGUCGAAGACGUCCUCCGCAUGUCUGGGGAAACCAUUGCCAUCACCUUCACAGUCACCAUCAUCAUCAUCGGCAUCUCAUGAACGUAACAUUUUGAAGAAGACACUGGAGAAUUCUGGGAAGCAUAACAACAACGGGACGAUCACACACGACAGCGACAGUCACCCCGACGUCAGCUCCAUCAGUUCGAGUCUCAGCGACGACAGCUCGGGAAACGACGACCAUGCUGGCAAGACGUCGACCAGCAUGACAGAGUUCGAGAAGAAAGCCGGUGCGCUUGCCCACCAGAUAGAUGGCUUGAAGAAGAAGUUACUCGCAGACCAGAUUCGGCACCGGAUGCAGUCGAAGACCGGAGGUAGUUCCGGUUCGUCCCCCGUGAUCACGACACCGUCACUGCAUAAUAAGAUGAGGGGACAUCGGGGGAAGCCGGCGAAAAGUUUAUCCUCGUCAAAUAAUUCACUUUUGCAUGAGUCAGAGCAGCAGAAAUACAGGCAGCAGGAGCUAAAAUUACAACUAGAAGCAGAAUUAAAACAACAACAACUCAAUUUGAAACUGAUGAGAAAGAAACAGAAGGAAAAAGCUGAGGUACAGCAGCGACUGGAGCAGCCAGUGGCCUCAACCUCAUCAACCUCAUCAACAAGUCAUUCAACAAGUCAUUCAACAAGUCAUUCGUUGAGUCCUACCUCGCUCAAACUUCACAUCAGUAAAUCACUCAUUCAGAAGCAUUUGAAUCAUGCUCAAGGGGAGGAAACUCCAAGUACUUCAAAAUCAAAUCAGAACUCUUCAGGUAGUGAAGAAGAUUCAGAAUCAGACUCAAACGAUGACGACUCGGCAAAUGAUUCUAAUGGCAGCAGCGAUUCUGAUGUAGAUAAAGACCAAUCUCAGAGUGAGGCUGGUAGCUCACUGUCACAUGACCAAGCCACUGUGGAAGGUGAUGCCCCGCCGAUCAAACGUCGCAAACUGGUGACCAAUGAGCAGGACUUGCGAAUUCCACUGGAGCAUGGCUGGCAGCGAACCACGACUAUUCACACGAUGGGAAGGCGUGGAAUCGUCGGGGAAGUCCUGUACACGGCACCCUGCGGGAAGAAGAUGAAAACCAUUCCAGAUGUCAUGAGGUAUUUGGCUCGUAACCAGAUUUCUGACCUGACCCGAGAUAACUUUACUUUCAACACGAAGGUGAAUGUUGGAGAGGUUUUUGAAAUGCGCCCAGGACAAACGACUCCUAUUCAACUGACCGAGUCUGAGAUUCUGGAACGUAUCGCCCUGUCGAAAGGAAAGCAGGGUCGCCGUGCACAGGCACACCGUCGUCAAGAGAAGGCCUUGAAACAGCAGCAGCUGGCCAAACAGUACAUGGAAAUGAAAAUGAAAAAGAGAAUAGAACAGCAGGACGAAGAAGAGCUGGCAAGAAAGGCUGCUGUGAUUAAAUUCCACAAACGGUUGGAAAAACAGAGACAGAAUGAAUUAAUCCAAAAGGCCAAAAAUUUAAAAGCACUGGAAAGGCAGAAGCAAAAAGAACAAAUAAAAAUGUUGAAGGAACAAGACCGAUACCGGCGACAGGAACAGUUACGGUUAGAAAAGGAAAUGAGAGCCCAACACGUUCUCGAGACGAAGAAGAGAAGGCAGGAAGAAAUCGAACACAUUCGCUAUGUUCAGACUUUGCAAAAAGCCAAGUCCAAUCUUCUUUGGUUCCACAUGGAAAGAGAGCGGGAAAUGAAACGUCAGCAUGCUAUUGUCUUGCGUGAACAGGAGCGAGAGAGACGCAGACAACAUAUCAUCCUCGUGAAGGCAUUAGAAGCACGGAAGAAGCAACAGGUCCGUGACAAGGUUCGCGAGGAGCGGAUGGCGGAGAGGAGACUGAGUAAGGAGAAGAAGAUGGAACAGAGGAGGAUGGAGAUGGAGCUAGCACGCGAGAUGAAGAGACCUGCCGAGGACUUGGAGCUAGAGGAUCUACAGCCAAUCCCGAUCUUCCCUCGUAUCCAUGGAAUCAAAAUGGAGGGCCAGGCAUUUUCAGACUGUCUUAUGGCGCUAGAGUUCAUGCACAAUUUUGUCGAUGCUCUUGGUCUCGACAAGGAUUCCAUUCCCACAAUGCACGUGCUACAGAACGGCCUGCUGAAUAUUAAUGAGGAGGACAUGGAAGAACUGAUGACCAUCUUCUCACAUCUUCUCCGAUUCGCUCUCGACGACCCGGGCGUCCCUAACCCUAAAGAGGCUAUCACCAAGCUGAACCAGAAGAUCACGGAUAUUGAGUUGACCGACUCCACUCUGUCGGACAUCUUACGGGUUUUCAUCAUCGUCCGCAGCGGUGGAAAGAACGAGAUGAGUGAGUGGCUGGAAUUCCUACCUCUGGAGGCACUGAAUGCAACAAAAAAAUCGGCUAUUUUAGCUUUCUUGUGUAACGAAUUGCUGUCGAGUCGCAUCCUGUCAGGAGAAAUUGAUAAGAAUAUAGAAAAAAUCAACAACCUGCGACGUGAUAAGUGGAUCGUGGAAGGAAAAAUAAGAAAACUGCGAAUCAUCCAAUCGAAACUGAAGUCUCCGAAGAAAGCGGACCGACCGUCGGUGACGUGUGACGACGACAGCAUGCAUGUGACCAACGUCUCCAUGGAGAGUAAACAUGGCAGCGAGGACGAUGAGGAGGACGAUGAUGAGAAAGAGGACGAAGAAAGUGGAAACGAGAGCGAUGUCACAAAUGCAACUGGCCCCGUGUCAGACGAGGAAGAGGAUAAAGGGUUAACCAUAGAAGAAUGUGACAAGAAGAUUGAAAAACUACAAAAGCAACAUGGAAUGUAUCGUAACAAAGUGUUUGACGCAUCUCACCGACUCCGCGGGAUAACGAUGGGCCAGGACAGAUACAAGAGGAGGUACUGGAUUCUCCCGGCAGCAGGAGGGGUGUACAUCGAGGGCUUUGAAUCGGCUCGGGAAGUUUACGACGAGGAUCCAGAAAAAGAUGAGAAAUCAGAGGAAAACACAACAGAAGAAAAACGUGAUGAUGAGGAAGUAAUGAAAGACGAUAAAGAAGAGAAUGAGUGUAAAGAUGAGCAAAUAGUGAAAACUGAGAAAAUGGAUGUUUCGAAAAGUGAGGACGAAAAUGAAGCGAAUAAAGAUUCGAUGGAGUUGAAAAAUGAACAUUCGGAUGAUUUGAAAAAUAAAAAUUUUGAUAUUUCAGAAAAUCUCAAUUCUGAUACUUUGAAAAAAGAAACUGAUGAUGAUAUUGUGAAAAAUGAAACGGAAGAUAUUUCAAAAAAUAAAAUGGAUAAUAUUUCGAAAAAAGAAACUUGUGAUGUUUCAAAAGUGGAACCAUUUGAUAUUUUGGUGAAGCUUGAAAACGAAAAUGUUAAAAAAGAAGAACUAGGUUUGGAAAAUAAAUUAUGGACACUGUUGAAAAAAGAAAACGAAGAGGAUGUAAAAAUGUCCAACGGGGAUAAUUCCGAACAGACGGUCGUCAACAUUUCGAACAGUGAAAAAGAAAAAAAUCUAAGCAAAAAUACGGAUGAAAUAACGAAAAAGACUGUGGUCGAAAGUAAUCUAUUCAUGCAUAGUCCUAACAUGAGUAAACUCAGUGAUUUGUUCCAAGUACCAAAGAGAAAAGACUUGCCUGAUGUUGCGAACGUUUUACAUUCUCCAACCAUAUCUAUUCCUUGUCCAUCUUCACCAUCGUCACCGCUGUUCGUCCACAGCACCCCUCUGACCUCGCCCACCACAGCCUCGCCGUCCAUCAAAACAGAGAGCAAGCACAACUUCACCAGCAUCGACUCGUUGCUCAAGAAGGAAACGAAAGAACAGACAAACUGUUUGAACAACAAUCACUUUCUGCCACUGAACGUGUUCCCGCCUUCACCCCUCGUCUCCGACCACUACGCCCAGAGUUACAAGGACAUUCUCGAACAGAAGCCGUGGUUCAGCAUUCUACCCAGAAUGCCUUGUGAUGAGAUGUCACUGACCCGCUCGCCCCACCCAAACGUCGCCUCCGCCGCCAGUUCCCUCUCGAACAGCUCAAUGUCGUUUUUUCCGUUUCUGCCAUAUCAGUCGCCAAGCUUUUCAUCAUUCCAGAUGGGUAACAACUCGAUAGAAAAUGCCACGUCAUCGGAUAUGUCUGGCAAUUUGGUCCCGUUCAAAGUGCCGCCGCCACCUUCAGAGAAAGCGAUGCCCAACUAUGAGGAGUGGGAGCCGGUGAGAACCGAACCGAUUCCUAUUCCAGAAGAAAAGUGUCACGGCUGGUGGCAGAUCAGUGAUGAGGAACAGCUGAGGAACAUGCUGAAGUGCCUACAUUCCCGUGGAAUCCGAGAGAAGUCGCUCUCCAAGAUGAUCCAGAAAUAUCUCGAAUACGCAGCUACGUGCAUUGCCAAAGGAUCCGAUAAAACAGUUCUAGGAUUUCCAAAACCUGUAGAGAAGAAACCCGCCAGUAAUGAAAAAGACAAAGAGAAGACAGACUCCAAGCCUGAUGAAAAGGUCGAAAACAAGGCCGACGAUAGUGCCGAGGUUACCAUGGAAACGCCGGCCCCGGAACCAGAACUGCCAUCGAAGUGGUAUCCGCAGGUUGCAUACGAAGUGGAGAUGUCGGCUCUCGAAGAGGUGGAAGCAUUGGAGGACAGGAUAUACCAGGCCAGCCUACAGGUGAAGGGCUGGAAGGUUCCCCCGAAGGCGACGGAGGACUCUAACCUGGAGUUAAUGAAGCGUGAAGACGACUCGCCGAGUCUGAAAGACAAUCAGCGAUACCCUCUGGAUGUGGCGCGGGACCGCCUGUCUCUGCUGGAAACUAACGUCGAGCGACGCUACCUCAAACCUCCUCUCACUAAAAGUAUUCCUCUGAAUCUCGCUAACAUCUCCGGCAGCGAGGGUCAUCCCGGUGUACCGGAGGAGGUUGACGACGAUGUGGAACAGGUCGUCGCCCCAGGCCUGUUGCUAUGGCGACAGGCAGUCGCGGCUUCGGUCUCGUCCGCCCAGCUCAUGUUGUGUGUUCUGCAGCUGAACAGUGCCAUCUCAUGGGAGAAAUCAAUCAUGAAAGUGAUCUGUCAGAUUUGUCGGAAGGAUGAUAAUGAGGCGGAGCUGUUGUUGUGCGAUGGUUGUGACAAGGGAUACCACACAUACUGCUUCAAGCCGAAGAUGGACAACAUUCCAGAUGGAGACUGGUACUGCUACGAGUGCGUCUCCAAGGCGAGCGGUGCCUCUCACUGCAUCGUGUGCGGCAAGAAGGUCGGCAAGAUCGUCGAGUGUGAACGGUGUCCGCGCGCCAUCCACAUUGACUGCCUUGAUCCUCCACUGCCGAGGUUACCAAAGAAAUGGUCAUGUGCUGCCUGUUUAAAUGGAAAGAAACCGAAACGACCAAGAAAGAAAGCUGAAGCUGAGAAAAGACAGCGGAAAGAUUCGGAGGCGAAAAGUUCCGAGUCUGGUCCUGCCGAGAAAAAGAAGAAAGAACCGACCACUCCAUCCAAAGACAAGGAGUCCAUAACAUACAGCAAACUGUUGAUAGAGAUGGAGAAACAUGACGCAGGAUGGCCGUUCCUCCACGCGGUCAACGUGAAGAAGUUCCCGUCGUACAAGAAAUACAUCACGACUCCGAUGGACCUGUCGGCAAUGAAGGCAAAACUCAGGGAUAACGCGUAUAAAGUGACGAGUGAUUUUGCCACCGAUGCGAGAAUAAUGUUCAACAACUGUGAAACGUUUAAUGAGGAUGAUUCGGAAGUAGGUCGCGCGGGACACACGCUCAGAAACUUUUUUGAGAAACGAUGGAAGGAACUGUUUGGUGAUGACAGAUAGUCGGACGAACGGAUGGACCACAUCAUAAAUCAUCAUGUGCAUUGUACAUUUGGAAGUCGUUCACACACAAAUCAAGUCGCCACAUCAUCACAUGAAGGAUGAGACAAAAUCAUUAUUCAGCACAUUUGUCAAUUCUGCUGCUGGUAUAUGGAAAUUAGUGUAUUCUUCGCAAACCCUUCAUCAAUAAAACAGAUUUACUUCCAAUUGGGGAGAGGGAUCAACAUUGUGUAUGUUGUGUGUAUGUGAUUGGGGUUUGUUGUGUGGGGUGUUUUUUUUCUUUUUUUUUUUUCUUUUUUUUUUUUUUUUUUUUUUUUUUUUUUUUUUUUUCCCUGGGUGUUAUUCUUUUCUGUUUUUUGUUUGUUUUUUUCUUCUUUUUGUAGCACACUACAAUUGUAAAGUGUUCUUCAGUUGUCCAUUAAACACAGUGGUUCACGAUAUUAUUUGAAAUAAGAACAGUGCAGUGAUAUUAGUGAUAGUUCAAGUGUUGUGAAACAGUAGGAAACGUUUAUAUUAUGAUUCUCUGUGCAAUUAAACUUUUUAGAAAGUUUUUUAAAUCCUUUUGGUAGAAAUCAUAUUGUGAAAGUUAUUGUGGAUGUUAUUUAAUGUUUAUUAAGAUGAAGCUUGCUCCUGUGAUUGAAUUUCUUGAGACUCAUGUCAGAAAAAACAUCUACAAAAGGACUCGUGCCAGAAACUAUUGGUCCGGUACUGGGAUUUGAACCCCACACCUGUUAGUUUUAAAUCAAGUAGCUUAACCAGAACAACAUUUUUUUUUUUUUUUUUUUUUUAAACUGUAAUGGUAACCAUGGUGAUUUGGGAACUGCAUUCUGAUGGGUCCCUUCUUGUCCAGUUGGUAAACAAUGUGAACAUUUGUAAAUCUUUUCAAGCCUGGGAUUUGUUAGCAAUGAACUGAUUUAAAAAAAACCAUAGCUAGCAACUGCUGGUCGACUUUUCUCAAUACUAUUUUGUAAACAGUGUGGGUUUUUUUUUUGAUAUAACAUUCAUAUCAUUACAUUUCCCCUGUCAUUAACAGCUGUUGUGUUUUUCAUGUGGGUUUUUUUUAAAGAUAUAUUCUGUGUUUGACGCAGUCUCAUUCCUCCAUUUUGUGUACAUGUAGGAAAAGAAUCGUACAAUUAACCCUUUUUGUCCUGCCUUUACGAAGUAAAAAAGGCGUUAUAUAGGUAUUACUUUUUUCCCUUUAAUUGUUAUUGAGAGAGAAGUCAGCGUAAUGUAGUAACAUUUCCCCAUUAAGCCAUUAAAACAGUCUGGGUUGCUGCCACUACCGGGAUACGAGCCCGGUACCUACCAGCUGAAAGCCCAAUGGCCUAACCAUUAUACAACUAAGGCCAGUACAUGUAUAGUCACUGGCAUAGUCUGGGGGCAGCCCCCCCCCCCCCCCCCCCCAAAAAAACCCCAAAUCACACCUCAUUUUCUUUCUUUUUGUCCCCCAGUACAAUUUAUAUUUGCUUGUCAGGUGCCCCCUCCCCGAAUGUAAAAAAUGCUGGCUAUACCAGUGGAUGUAUAGUGACAGAAAUAGAGAUGUGAUUGUCAAUUUGACCAGAUCUAUAACAAUGUCCUAUAGAGAUGUAGCGUGACAGUCUGGGUGUUAAGUAUUUAUAGAACGUGACAUUGAAGUAUUUAUAGAACGUGACAUUGAGGUAUUUAUAGAACGUGGCAUUCAUAUAUUUACAGCAGUUCCUUUUAAACUAGGUUGUGUGGGUUUACGAGCUGCCGAUAAUCCAGUGACCGUGAUAUUUAGACUGUGGAUUGUCGAACGUCGUUUGAAUUCAUGCAGUAUGUUUUUAUCAUGAAAAAUGAUAUCCUGCAAUAUGCAUUACAGAGAAAAGCUCUAAUAUUGAAGUAUAAUAGAAAAAACAAUGUGUGUAAAUUUUAAUUUACGAAUUAUGUCAGCUGAAAACGAAAAGCAUAAUAUUUAACCCUCCAUUCGCUCUUUAGUAAAAUACAAAUUGCAUAAUUUUCAAUUAUGAAGUUAAAUUUCUCGUUUUAAUCUUAAGAAGAUUGAACGAUAUAGCCAGAAUUUAUUGAACGAUGUAGCCAGAAUGUAUUUAUUUAUAUCAGCGUAUGAGAUGAUAAGAAAGGAUGUACGAAUGACCAAUGUUCAAAAGUGUGCGAUUUGUUUUUCAAGCUGUAACAUUUAGCAUACAUGGUAUUUUAGUAAAUAAUUGAUGCAUUUAUUUACAAGAAGAUGAGGGAGAUAAUGAAUGGUCGAAAUUUCGAUAAGCUAUAUAAUACAAUACAUAACAUUCAGAGAACACACAAAUUUGGAUAGCCAUUGCCUUUUUGAAUUGUAUAGCUAUUUUUAUGGUAUGUAGCCGUUCGCAAAAUGAUACCAAAAUUAUUGCCGAGAUGAAUUGUAUAAAGAGACAAUUCUGAAUUUGUAACAUGUUUCCAACUAACUGAACCUCAUUAAUGAUUAAAGUUGCAUUAUACAUUAUGUGCUAUCCUGUCUGUAGGAUGGUGCAUAUAAAAGAUCCCUUGCUAGUAAUGAAAUAAAUGUAGUGGCUUUCAUCAGUGUAUGUUGAAAAGGCUCCGUUAGUGAGAAACGCGUUAGCAAUGACAGCAAAUUCAGAACCGUCUCUUUAAUUUCAUACACGCAGUUUGAUACUUGUGCCUGAAAGCUGGACUGAAAGAUCUUGUUUAUUUAUAACUAUGAAUCUGUGGUUGUGUUGUGUGCUAUUUAUUAUUAUUAAUAUUCGGUGCCAAACUUCUUUGUUCAGCAAAUCUGAAACCUGUUCUUGAUUGUUCAGUUUGAGAAAACAAACCAAAAAAAAGUGUCAGUGCAAGAGGGAAUCAUGUUAACAUUAUUUAAAUUGUCUUGCAUAAUUAAGUACAGAAGAAUCUCGUCGGUUCAAACUCGAGAGGGUUGAAUACACCGCAACGCUCCAACUAAAAACAAAGUCCCGAGUUUUACUAACACUAAUGUUAACUGAAUUGUUAUGUCGAACUGCCCGACGGGUCGAACACUUCCUCAGGCACUGACGGGGUUCGAGCCAGCGGGAUUCAACUGUAUAUGCAAGAUGAAAAAAAAAAAGAGCCUUUUUAUUGAAUUAUAAAAUUUGUCUUUUACUUUUUGUGUUACAAAUGUCGGUUUGCAUUAAAACAAAAGCAUAACUUGUAUGAUUUUCAUUUUAAAGGAAGAUCACAUGUGAUGUUCCAAGAACAGAUGAGUUUGGCACCGAAAACUGAAGUAUGUCCAUGUGCUGUACAUUUGCCUAGUAAUAAAUUUUAUUGUUAGCUGCAUAUUUACCACAAAGAGGAAAACGAGUUUAUGCGUUUUCGUCAAGAUUUUUCAUGAAUCAUUCAGCGCUCAUAUAAUGAGACCAUUACCCAGCUGAAAACAUUAGUAUUGUCAUCCAUUGUUGGCUGUAUUUUUAUUUUGAAUAUGUUCGUCUUUAUACAAAACCUCCAAGACAGAUUUACAUUUCCCGGUACUUUACAUCAGUCAUUUCGAUGACUUCGGUAACAUUUACAUUAUUUCAUAUACUGUUACAUGUAGACUGGGUUAAAAUUAAUCUACAAUGUACAUGAAGACAUUUUUUUUUCUUUUAAAGAAGUCCAUAAAGAAAGCAUGUACAUGGCUUUUCAUCACUGCUAUUUACAUGUAUGCCCCUUUAAAAAAAUAUACAGUUGAAUCUGUUUAUAAUGUCCACACAAAGGACAUGGUAAAAGUGGUCAUUAUGGACAAGUGGCUGUUAUGUACAAUUAAUAAAAACACAUGUUUACAUAUUGUGGCUGUUUUGGCAAGUUCAGCUGGCCACUUUGGACCCCCCAAAAAUGGUGGUCAUUUAUAUCUCGUGGUGGUUAUGGCAGGUUCAAACAUUCAUUUUGGUCAUAACAGGUGGCUGUUAUAUACAGGUAAAAUAAAGAAAAAAUGCAUUGAUCUGUAUUGAUGGUGGUUGUGUUAAGACAGGUGGUGGUUAUACACAGGUGGUCGUUGGACCAGUCUUGACCGUACCUUUAAAAGUGGGGGUGGGGGGAAUGUGCAGUAGUGAAUAUAACCAAUUAUGAUUGACGGCCUUCUAAAUUUUAAUUUACAUGCGUUUAAAUCGGAUUGGUAAAGCGAACAUUUACUUUGACCCAUCAAUCUUGGGGUGUGGAGGUUUGUGUAAAGUUGUCCAGUUGAAUGUCCGUAAAGUUUGAAUGUUCAUGUCAUUUCGUUUGUAUGAUGGUGCAUAAUAUUCUCUUCUGUUUUUCUCUUUUUGUCAUUUGACGGCUGUUGUUGAUGUUCUAGCAGGUACAUCUCAAUCUUAAUGUUCCACUGAAUAGACGAUGGACCAUGUUUCUUCUUUUUGUAUAAAUCGAUUGUACAUUUACACAUUUAAUAAAGGUGUUUAAAGUUA
This is a messenger RNA of Gigantopelta aegis, 11042 nucleotides long. RefSeq names its product bromodomain adjacent to zinc finger domain protein 2B-like. The transcript is spliced from 38 exons. The record is from RefSeq and is a predicted model, not a curated record. Gene Ontology annotation, molecular function: protein binding; DNA binding. NCBI's taxonomy places the organism in Eukaryota, Metazoa, Mollusca, Gastropoda, Neomphalida, Peltospiridae. The coding region runs from base 247 to 6684 and encodes 2145 amino acids.